Molecule: messenger RNA, 902 nt
Organism: Daldinia vernicosa
Lineage: Eukaryota; Fungi; Ascomycota; Sordariomycetes; Xylariales; Hypoxylaceae
Exons: 3
Coding region: 511-738 (75 amino acids)
Source: RefSeq, a predicted model, not a curated record
CAACGGAACAGCAACGGCCCGGGCCCGUGCCCCCCUUCUCAGCCCUACGGCCGACACCGUAGCACGGUGUGUAUUUGCUACGAUAUAGACGGCCUUGAUCAAUUCUCCCUUGGGACCCGGCCCACGCGACGCCCCUGUAAGCCACGAUCCUUCAUCGCGGCGAACAUGCCAGCCGAGUCUUGAUAUCAGGAUUACGAAAUCAGUCUCAUCACGACGCACGUCUAUGACUUCAUGACGGGCGAACUCCUGAAUAUCGGAUAUAUCUCACCGCUUUGUUUCCCGCUGGAGUCCGGCAAAGAUAUAAAGAAGUCGGGUUUCGUCUUCAACGGACUUUUUCUUCUCUCAGUCCUCAUCAGAAUCAUCACACUAUCCACAUCAACAUCAACAUCAACAUAACAUCGAUAUUGCAACUAAACCAAACAAUCCACCGAAAACGGCUAGCUAUCAUCGCAGCAGUCCUCGACCCAACAACUCUCUGUCAGCACUUAUUAUUCGACAUAGUUAGCCACCAUGCCGCAGUACAAGACCGGCCAGACCGUCCGCUACAAGCCCAUCGGCGGCCCUGAUUCUGACACCCCGGAGAGCACGGGCAAGAUCACCGACGUGAUCACGGAGCCAGGCGUCCAGGCCGAUCGUAACGUCCAGGCUAGCUCUGACGACCCGCGCUACGAGAUUCAGAACGACAACACGGGCAAAUUCACAUCCGUGUACGAGAAGAACAUUCUAGGUCCUGCUUAAGCGAAAGGGUCUUGUUGAGAUGAUAUUCUCUAGUUAUUUGAUGUGUUACAUAGGAUAUUAGAUACGGGUUCCUGUUUGUGCUUGUUAGUGUUCGCAUGGCGUUCGAUCGUCUUGAGUAUCGUUACUACUAGCGAUUAGACGGCUAUAGAGUGACCAAUACUUAC